AACAAUAUUGUGGAGUCGUAUCAUAAUAAAAUAAAGCAGUCAGCGAGUUGUAAUGCAUUAUGUCGGCUCUUAUGAGGGCAAUCCGAGUAAGUGAGUUCGGAGCUCCGUCCGUGCUCAAACUUUGCACCGAUGUGAAAGUUCCACAGCCUGGAAGCGGACAAGUGUUAAUCCGUGUCCAUGCCUGCGGAGUGAACCCUGUGGAAACAUACAUCCGAGCUGGGACAUACAGCCGAAAGCCUUCGCUCCCGUACACACCUGGCACUGAUGCAAGCGGUGUGGUGGAAUGUGUUGGCAAAGGCGUCACAGCAGUGAAGCCAGGAGAUCGUGUUUUUACCACAUCAACCCAGUCUGGAGGUUAUGCAGAGUUUGCUGUAACCACAGAAGAAAGCAUCCACAAACUGCCCGAUACUUUAGACUUCAAACAGGGGGCAGCCAUUGGCAUCCCAUACUUCACAGCCUACAGAGCUUUGGUUCAUAAAGCUCAUGUAAAGCCUGGAGAUACUGUUCUCAUCCAUGGAGCUAGUGGAGGGGUUGGUCUGGCAGCAUGUCAGCUCUCCCGUGUGUUGGGCCUGAGGGUGCUGGGGACAGCCGGGUCCAAAGAGGGAAUGGAGCUUGUGGUCAAAAAUGGAGCUCACAUGGCAUUUAAUCACAGAGAGGAUGACUAUACUGGCAAAAUAAUGGAAGCCACAGAAGGCCAGGGAGUUGAUGUGAUUGUGGAGAUGUUGUCAAACAUCAACCUCAACAAAGACCUCCAAAUGAUGGCAUUUGGAGGACGUGUUGCGGUUGUUGGCUCCAGAGGCUCCAUAGACUUUAACCCUAGAGACACAAUGGGCAAAGAGACCAGCAUCAUAGGCGUUUCCCUCUUCUCUGCCACACCGGUGGAGAGGAAGGAGUGUGCAGCGCUGCUCUUUGCUGGGAUGGAAGAUGGUUGGCUGUGUCCAAUUGUCAGUAACCAGUAUCACCUGGACAAGGCUGCUCAGGCCCACCAUGACAUCAUCAACUCUCGGGGGGCCACUGGAAAGAUUGUGCUGAUCAUGUGUUAAUGUAACCAAAGUAUAGGAACAGGUUUUAGUUGAAAAACAAAUCAAGGAGUUAUGUGAUAUUUACAUGUAAAUCCAAUGGAAUUGGUCUUUGGACAGUAUGUUAAGAAUGUCGCUUACUUCCAAGGGGAUUUGAUUGAUCUAGAAGUAAUGCUGAUGAUUGUUUUAAUCAGUUCCUAAAAUUGUUCUAAUAUCCUUUUAAGAUCAUUCUUUUAAUGUCUUCAAUACAUUUUAGUCGCAAAAAAACUGUUGUGUCCGUCAGACAUUAAAUCCUCUCUUCUCAGGUGACAGCUGAUGCUACUGAGCAUGCGCCACAGUGCCUUAGGUAACCUAAGUUACAUACUGUGUACAUGGCACAUAUUGGAGUCGAUGAGGCCCAUUCUUCUUUAUUGAUCCUUAGUGAUAGAUAUCCUAGUUGUUGUAUGUAUUUGUAGAACAUAAUCAGCAGGCAUUGAGCUGAUCGUCAGGUGAGUUGCCUUCUUUGCUCACACAACCAAUUGUGUUUGUUUUAGUACAGGUCUUUUAUGUUGAGGAAAUGAAAGAUAAAUAAAUUUCACAGCUGUACCAUUCAUCA
Messenger RNA from Syngnathoides biaculeatus (alligator pipefish), 1614 nucleotides. It is a transcript of the gene cryz, whose product is annotated as crystallin, zeta (quinone reductase). The record is from RefSeq and is a predicted model, not a curated record. Bases 60 to 1043 code for a protein of 327 amino acids. Gene Ontology annotation, molecular function: zinc ion binding; mRNA 3'-UTR binding; quinone reductase (NADPH) activity. Lineage: Eukaryota; Metazoa; Chordata; Actinopteri; Syngnathiformes; Syngnathidae. The transcript is spliced from 8 exons. Gene Ontology annotation, cellular component: cytosol.